AUGAAGGCUCAAUUCAUUGCCGCUGCUGCCGGUCUCUUCGCUGGUGCUCUCGGUCAGCAGACCAUCUUCAGUGGUGCCGGUUUUGGUACCUACUACUUCGACGUCGAUCAAGUCGACGCCUGCGGCACAUCCUUCAAAUACCAGAACAUGGGCCCGGUCAUGUGCAAUCACGACACUGCCUUGACCCUCAACGACAUCAACUCCAACUACAUCGUCGCCAUGAACAACACCCAGCUCCGCUCCAACCUUGGUCUCUACUGCGGAAAGAAAGUUGUUGUUUCUUUUAACGGUGUGCCUUCAAACAUCCCCCUCUUUAUUGGUGAUGGUUGCGAACGCUGCGGUCUGGGUUCCCCUGAUGCCAGUACCUGGAAUUCCCAGGGUGCUCCUGGUCUUGACUUCAGCUUGUCCGUUCUUGACGAGAUUUCGGGCGGUGUUGCUUGCGCCGACGGUCAUGCUGACAUCACCUGGGAGAUUCUUGAUGAGACUCUCUACAACUUUGAUACCAAUGCUCCUGGUCAACCUACCGGCCCUGUUCCCCCGUCAUAA
Messenger RNA from Talaromyces marneffei, 546 nucleotides. RefSeq lists its product as uncharacterized. The transcript has a single exon. The record is from RefSeq and is a predicted model, not a curated record. NCBI's taxonomy places the organism in Eukaryota, Fungi, Ascomycota, Eurotiomycetes, Eurotiales, Trichocomaceae. Bases 1 to 546 code for a protein of 181 amino acids.